This is a messenger RNA of Cryptomeria japonica (Japanese cedar), 1665 nucleotides long. RefSeq names its product cytochrome P450 81Q32. Gene Ontology annotation, molecular function: monooxygenase activity; heme binding; oxidoreductase activity, acting on paired donors, with incorporation or reduction of molecular oxygen. Lineage: Eukaryota; Viridiplantae; Streptophyta; Pinopsida; Cupressales; Cupressaceae. The record is from RefSeq and is a predicted model, not a curated record. The transcript has 2 exons. Bases 17 to 1612 code for a protein of 531 amino acids.
CAUUAAAUCAAAACAAAUGAUGGAGAACAAGAGGAUGAUGAAUUCAAAAUUCCUGAAGAUAUCAUCCAGUAUGAAUUAUAAUUUUACAGUUGGGUUUGCCACAGUUUUUCUUUGUGCAAUAAUAGUAGUUUGGCUGAAAAAAGAUAGAAGUGAUAGGCAUAGACUCCCUCCAGGACCCAGAGCGUUACCCAUACUAGGCCAUUUUCAUCUCCUUAUAGACAAAGAAAAGCCCUUUCAUAGAAUUCUUGAUUCACUCUCAAAAGUUUAUGGACCCAUUAUGCACCUCAAAUUUGGUAGCCGCCCAGUUUUGAUUAUCAGUUCAUUAGAGCUAGCCAAAAAAUGUUUUACAGUAAAUGAUUUAUCUUUUGCUUCUAGGCCUCGUCUUACUCAGGGAAAGCAUCUGGGUUAUAAUUAUAUGCUUGUGGGGUGGGCUCCUUAUGGCUCCUAUUGGAGAAAUGUUAGAAAAAUUUGUGCUCUUGAGCUUCUUUCUUCUAAGCAGAUCCAAACAUACCGACUCAAGAGAAUGAGGCAAAUUCGCAAAACUCUGAAUAUUCUAUUUCAACAUGCUCAGAUGAAAACCACAGUUAAUAUGAGAACUGUUUUGUCCCAGAUGACUUUGAAUGUUCUGAUGAGCAUGAUAAUGGGUGAUCGGUAUUUUGGAGAGGAAGAGGGUUUAUCAUAUGCAGAAAUUGCAUAUCUGGUUGAAGAGUCUCUUGUGCUCCAUGGGAUUGUCAAUACUGGGGAUUAUAUUCCCUGGUUGAAAUGGCUUGAUUUGCAAGGGUACGAGAGGGCAAUGAAGAAGGUGCAGGGGAAAAUCAAUCCUUACAUGCAGAAAAUAGUGGAGAAGCACCGAGAAAAUGCACCAGAAGAGAAGGAAGACAUGGACUUCAUAGAUGUGCUCAUCUUGCAGGCUGAGGAGAACAGUGAAGCGAUCCCUGACAAAGAUACCUUCAUCAAAGCCACUGCUCUGAAUAUAUUAAGUGCAGGUUCAGAUACUUCUUCACUUGCCUUAGAAUGGGCAUUGUCACUAUUAAUAUUGCAUCCCAAUAUAAUGAAGAUGGCCCAGGAGGAGCUUGAUUCCAAAAUUGGAAAAAAUAGAUUAGUAGAAGAGUCAGAUAUACCAAAAUUAAAAUACUUGCAAGCAAUAGUCAAGGAAACAUUGCGUCUUUUCCCACCCACGCCUUUACUUGUACCACAUGAAUCUAUUAAAGCAUGCACAAUUGGAGGCUUCCAUAUUCCAGCAGGAACAGUACUAAUUGUAAAUGCAUGGGCAAUUCAUAGAGACUCAAGAAUUUGGAAUCAACCACUAGAGUUUAUACCGGAACAUUUAUUGAAAAAAAAUAUAGAAAUAGAGAGCAUACAAAGUUUAGGGAAUGAAUUUGAGAUGUUUCCUUUUGGGGUAGGAAGGAGGGGAUGUCCCGGUUCCUCUUUGGCAACAUGCCUAGUGCAUAUAACUCUUGCAAGGUUGUUACAAAGCUUUGAUUGGUUUCUUCCUGAUGAUAAAACCCUUGAUACAAAGGAAGGAGUUGGUAUGACAAUGCCAAAACUAGUACCUUUGGAGGUUGUUAUUAAAGCACGUCUUCCCUCUCAUGUUUACUCAAAUUCUAUUUGAGUAAUAAGCUUAAAUGUUGAAUCUUUCAAUUUAUUUGUGGAGUUCAAUAUAUA